Zerene cesonia (dogface butterfly) is the source of this 1618-nucleotide messenger RNA. RefSeq lists its product as uncharacterized. The coding region runs from base 58 to 783 and encodes 241 amino acids. The record is from RefSeq and is a predicted model, not a curated record. Lineage: Eukaryota; Metazoa; Arthropoda; Insecta; Lepidoptera; Pieridae. The transcript is spliced from 4 exons.
ACUUUAUACACCGUAGCAACACUUUGUGCUAAGCUUUCUUAGGGGUAGUAAAGAAACAUGCGGUCGUACGCAAUUGCCCUAUUUCUCAUAGCGACGGCGCGGGCUAUGCCUGCGCUAGAGAAGGACAGCGAUCCUGGCGCGGUCGGCAGCGUUUUAGCAGUCGUGAAGGAGUGUUUUGACGGCGACGUAUCCUUGUGCCUGAAGGAGAAAGCAUUGAAGUAUGUGGAGACGAUAUCGUCCGCGCGGGAAAUGAAUCUUGCUGAGGGUGUGACGCUGUUAGGCACGGGGUCGCCGAGGUCUGCGAGGGCGUACGAGCCGCUGGCCGAUGAGCCCAAGGCUAGGGAAGCCCAGGUUGAAUCCAGGCUUGUGGACAUCGCAGCUGAAUUCCUGGAGAACCAUGUCAUUGAAUUCCGUAUGCCGUCAUCAGCUGUGGAGGGCAUGAAGCGGUCUCUCGAUGAAGCUCGUGGCAAGAAGAAGAAGUUGAAGCAGCUCCUCCCUCUCUUGGCUCUAGCUAAACUGAAGAUCAUGGCACUCAUUCCUCUGUUCUUGGGUAUCAUCGCAUUUGCUGCCGCGAAGGCCGUCCUCCUCGCCAAGGUCUCUCUACUUGUUGCUGGUAUCAUCGCUCUCAAGAAACUCCUAGCUAGCAAGCACCAUGAAACCAGCUACGAAGUUGUAGCCCAUCCUCAUCAUGAGGAACACUACGCAAGCAGUGGUCAUGGAUGGGGCAGAUCAAUCGACGAAGCCCAAAACUUAGCUUACGGAGGCCAUAUUAAGUCAGAUUAAGGGCGUCGCACAAGGACCCGUUCUUGGUACUUAGUUGUUCUUAAUGUAUGCAAAUGAAAAAUGCGAUGUGUGACAUGCAAGCGAAACGAGUUAUUUAUUAUUAGAUUUAAGGAUAUUUAUUGUGAACUAGUAUGUAAACCCUUUGUAAGGGUCGUAGCGAUGUUCGUUACUGUUGUUUUUGUUUUCAAUAAUAUGUUCUGAGUUUGUAUGGUCCCCUCGUUGUACUAUAUUAGUAUAUUUUUCACACUCUAUACGGUAUCCGUAUUUGUGUAUUUGUUAUAAACAAAUAUUUUAGAUACUUGAUACUUAUCUCUACUUUGAUUUACUUCUAUAGCUAUUUUGUGAUCUAGUCCUAUAAGUUCUUAGAUAUGUAUAUGUAAUGUAUAUAUUAUACCUAUUAUACGUAUAUUAUAUUUGUAUGUGUUCAUGUAGAUAUUAUGAAUAUGUGUAUAUUUUGUAAAUAUUGUAUAUUUUAUGUACAAUGAUAUGUAUCGAUUUUAUGCCUCCGAGUAUCCGAAUUUAUAUAUUAUAAUGCAUCGAUAUGACAUUUCAUCUCAUCAUUAAUUUCUAAUAAUAAUUAUGUAUGAUAAUUAUUGUUUUUCAUAUUAUCUUUCAACUUUUCGUCAUUUAUAUGUACUUACUCAUUUAUAUCUGUGAUUCAUUCUCUAUUUAUGUUUAUUGUCUUGAAACGAAACUAGAAACCUCUCAAACACCAAAGGAGAAGUUUAUUUAUAAAUAAUAUGCAUCUAUAUUCCGUAUCAUUAUACGUUUUAUAUCACCUUUAUAUUUAUCAUUAUUACAAACCGAUUCGUACAAAUAAAGAACUGAAGAAUAA